AUGUUCUCUAGGUCCUUGUAUGGAGAUCAAGCCAAAUUCUUUGAAGCAGAAACUAAACCUCGCCUCAAACAUAAAUCAAGAGGGACUGUCUCUAUGGCAAACAAUGGAGACAACUUACAUGGUUCUCAAUUUUUCAUCACCCUUGGAGAUGAUUUGGACUAUCUAGAUGGUGUUCAUACUGUAUUUGCUGAAGUUGUUGAAGGAUUUGAAGUCUUGGACAAACUGAAUGAAGCAAUUUGUGAUGAUGAACACAGGCCAUACCAAGACAUCAGAAUAAACCACACAGUUAUCAUUGAUGAUCCAUAUGAUGAUCCAGCUGGCUUAGUUGUACCAGAUCAAUCACCAGAACCAACCAAAGAACAGCUUGAUAGUGGCCGUAUCGGAGCUGAUGAAGAAAUUGAUGACACCAAAGGUAAAACCAUGGAGGAAAUUGAUGAGAUGAUAGAGGAACGAGAGCUUAAAGCUGGGACACAAAUUCUUGAAAUGGUUGGUGAUCUUCCAGAUGCAGAAAUGGCACCCCCAGAAAAUGUCUUGUUUGUUUGCAAAUUGAAUCCUGUCACUCAGGAUCAAGACCUGGAGAUCAUUUUCUCAAGAUUUGGUCCAAUUAAAAGUUGUGAAGUCAUACGUGAUCAGAAGACUGGAGAAUCUUUACAGUAUGCAUUCAUCGAGUUUGAGAAUGUCGAAGACUGUGAACGAGCUUAUUUUAAAAUGGAUAAUGUGCUUAUUGAUGAUCGGCGAAUCCAUGUUGAUUUUUCACAAUCAGUGGCUAAAGUCCAGAUGCAAAAGCAAGGUGCUAAACCAGUCUUCCCAGACAAAAGUGAAAAGGACAAACCUAAAUUUGCCAUCAAGGGACAAAAGCAGUCUUCAAACUAUGAUUUAGUAUUUGAUGAUGACCACAGUGAUAGAAAAUCUGGGAGUAAACAGAAAGGACAAAAAGAAAGAAGCAACAAGGAUAAAGAUUUUUCCAAGUCCACAAUCGAAAAAGAAAGAAAACCAAGGCACAGUGAUAAUGACAACGAAGAUAACAAACGAGAGAGAAAACAUGGUGGAAAGGAAAGGGACAGAAGGCCAGAAAGGAAAGAAAGUUACAGUAGUGAUGAUAGUCCAAGGGACAGAAGGAAGAGAGAUAAACAGGAAAGAAGAAGGAGCCCCAGCAGCAGUGAUGAUAACAUGGAGAGAAUUAAAAAGAAAAAGAAACAUGGAGAUGAAUUCUCAAGAAGUCAUAAGCAUGCUGAGGAGAAACAUGCGGCACAACUUGAAGAAAAGUCAAGAGAUCACAAAAACAGAAGAGACAGGGAUCAUUCUCCAAGACACAAAGACAGAAAUUCAAAGUACUAUCAAGAAAAACAUAAACAUUCUGAAGGCCACAAGAGCAGACAUUCUUCGCAUGAAUAUAAACAUCAUUCAAGCCACAGAUGUUAAACCAGUCAUAUUAUUCUCAACUGGUGGUAGUUGAGUUAAGGACUCAAUGUCAAACCUGUGAGGGAGGAAAAUCUACAAGUGAUCUGACUGCGCAAUGUCAUCGAGAAUGGAGCUCUACCAUAACGAUUAAACAUGGGCCUAUUUCUGGAGUUCACAAAGUAGAGGGAAAGAUGAACCCCCCUCUUUGUUUUCCUAGCUCAAUUUUGUCCCUCAACUAUGCAAUUGCUCUUCAUUGAUGUUUUGGACAAAAAAAUGAAUGAGUUAGAAUGAGCAUUUAAGUAAAAAAGAAAGAUCACCAAGAUUAACAGAAUUACACAAAAGUGCAACUCACAAAGAGGGUUUUUAUUCCUUUAGUAAGUAACAUACACUGUUCAUCAUAAAUUCUCAAUUUGAUGCCUGAUACUUAGUCACAUUUAGAACUGCACUAUAAAUAUAAAAGACUGUGUUAAACAAGAGGAUGAUAUGUACUGGCAAGACAAUAUCUAGUUUACAUGGAUUGAAAAAAAACUUUCCUUACAAACUUGCAUGAACAAUUACAAACUCUCAAAUAUUGCAUUUUACCCCAAAACACUUCUCUGUUCCAAUAAAUAACAAUUCAAAUCA
Molecule: messenger RNA, 2025 nt
Organism: Pocillopora damicornis (cauliflower coral)
Lineage: Eukaryota; Metazoa; Cnidaria; Anthozoa; Scleractinia; Pocilloporidae
Product: peptidyl-prolyl cis-trans isomerase-like 4
Biological process (GO): protein peptidyl-prolyl isomerization
Cellular component (GO): nucleus
Molecular function (GO): RNA binding; peptidyl-prolyl cis-trans isomerase activity
Source: RefSeq, a predicted model, not a curated record